Molecule: messenger RNA, 1032 nt
Organism: Entrophospora sp. SA101
Lineage: Eukaryota; Fungi; Glomeromycota; Glomeromycetes; Entrophosporales; Entrophosporaceae
Source: the annotation of a GenBank genome assembly
AUGGGACCAUCUGGAUGUGGUAAAACAACUCUAUUAAAUCUUCUCGGAAAUAGAGUAAAUAGUAAAAAUGUUGAAGGGACAAUACUUAUGAAUGGUCAUAAACCUACAAAAGAUUCAAAACGAUUUGUGUCUUAUUGUACACAACAUGAUAUAUUCUUUCCUCAAUUGACAGUACGAGAGACUUUAAAAUAUACCGCUUUAUUGCGUCUUCCACGUAUAAUGUCAAAACGUGACAAAUUAAAGCAAGUUGAAAAUGUGAUUCAACUAUUGAAUCUGUCUAAAUGUUCAAACACACUGAUUGGAAAUAGUGGAUCUGGAGGUAUUUCAGGCGGUGAAAGAAAACGUGUUAGUAUUGCAAGCGAAUUGUUAACGGAUCCUAGCAUUAUAUUAUUGGAUGAACCGACCUCGGGACUUGAUUCUUCGUUGGCUUUAGAACUCACAAACAUUUUAAAAACUUUUGCAUUAAAACAUUCUAAAACAAUCAUUAUGGUUAUUCAUCAACCAUCCUCACAAGUAUUUGAGCUUUUGGAUAAAUUACUACUAAUGGCCGAUGGUCGCAUGGUAUAUUUUGACGACCAAAAGAAAAUAGUAGAUUAUCUUGCGAACGAAGGAUUCAAAUGUCAGUCUAAUUUCAAUCCUGCCGAUUAUAUAUUGGAAUUAUUAAACGACGAUAAAAGUAAAAAAAAAUUAAUAAAGUCUUAUGCCGAAAAAAUAAGUAACGAUCCACAAGGAAAAGAAAAAGAAAAUCAAAUUUUCUCAUCAACAAUAGUUACAAUUCCAUCAAAUAAACGAAUAACAGUUGAAUAUCGCUGGGAGGCUACAUUUUCACAACAGAUAAAGAUAUUAGCAGAAAGAUCUUUUAAACAACAAAAAGGUGUAAUUUUGUCAAAAAUUAAUGUUAUACAAACAAUUGUUUUGGGAAUUGUUGUUAUUUUAGUUUGGUUACGAAUACCUUUUGAAGAACAAAACCUUAGUGAUAGAUAUGGUUUGAAGUCAAGUUGGUUAUGGAAAGAUGAUCCAUUAUUGUGGUGA